Xyrauchen texanus (razorback sucker) is the source of this 6079-nucleotide messenger RNA. RefSeq names its product interferon-induced very large GTPase 1-like. The record is from RefSeq and is a predicted model, not a curated record. The transcript is spliced from 2 exons. Gene Ontology annotation, molecular function: GTP binding. NCBI's taxonomy places the organism in Eukaryota, Metazoa, Chordata, Actinopteri, Cypriniformes, Catostomidae.
GAAUGAUAAUAGGAGCACAGUGGGUAUAUACAGUAGCAAAAAACUCAUUACCACCAGCAGCAGCAGUAUUCAAAGGAGCAUCAUAUGCAAGAUCAGCAGCAUCAUCACAGGCAAGAUUAGCAUCAUCAUCACAGGAAGGAUCAGCAGCAUCAUCACAGGCAAGAUUAGCAUCAUCAUCACAGGCAAGAUCAGCAGCAUCAUCACAGGCAGGAUCAGCAGCAUCAUCACAGGAAGGAUCAGCAGCAGCAUCAUCACAGGCAGGAUCAGCAGUAUCAUCACAGGAAGGAUCAGCAGCAUCAUCAUCACAGGCAAGAUCAGCAGCAUCAUCACAGGCAGGAUCAGCAGCAUCAUCACAGGAAGGAUCAGCAGCAGCAUCAUCACAGGCAGGAUCAACAGCAUUAUCAAGUGCAGUAUCAGGAUUAGCAGUACCAGUAGGAGCUUCUGUAAUAUCCGGAGGAUUUCUGGGAGCAUUAGGAUAUUUUUUGGGAUCACAUCGGCGAAGACCAUCACAGACACAAGCAGCAGGAAUGAGAGAAAACAACUUUGGGACAACAGGAGUCAGUCCAGGUCAAGAAUUACAACAGGAAAAGUCUAGAAGAGAAAAAAGAGAGCAUCUGUUUCAGAGACUUCAUCUUGAGGGCAAACUGCAAAACAAACUGAAAAGAAAAGAUGUUCUUCAGAUAACUGCAGAUUCAUUACAGUCUCAAGAGUCUUGUGCUGAAGAGGAACUGUUUCAGAUAUUCCUACAAAAACUACUGUUGAUGAACUACAGAGCAAGAUACAUUAAAACUAAAGAGACCAAAAAACAAGAACACACACAACACAAAGACAAUGACUCGUCUGAUGAUGAGGCUGAUUUUUUCAAUACAAUGUCUUUGUCUAAUGAAGACACAUGCAAAUCAGAUCCUGUUCACCCAAUGGAUGUUCAGAUGGCCGUGUUUCAUUGUGCUGAUAGUUUCCUGAAGCAGCUGAUGGUGACUAAACUGUCUCAGUGUCAGUAUGCUCUGCCUCUGCUUGUACCUGAUCCAUUCACACAACACAUUGAGUUUCCUCUCUGGACAUUCAGACAAAUCAACAAGAGCUGGAAAACAUUUGAUGAUGAAGGUAAAAUCAUCAGUAAAGUCCAGUCAGUCUGUAAGGCAGAAACUCCAAUGGUGUGUUUCUUCAGGUUUGGCUCAGUGUCCUCAUCCAAGUCUCAGCUGAUGAACAGUCUGAUCAAUGAGAAACACAACACGUUCUUCCACAGGAACUGCCCAGGCAGCAGCAGAACCAGAGUACUGAUGGAUGGAGUGGUGGAGAUCGCCUGGUACUGCCCGUCUGGAAAAAACACAGAUAAAUUUAAUGACUGUGUUGUGUUCUGUAAUAUUCAUGGAGAUGCAGGAGACAAUGAGAAACAGCUCCAGAUCCUGAUGGAAAUGUCCUCAGUCAAUGUUGUUAUUCUACCACAGCUUGACAGGGAUGACAAAAAUAAGACAAAAGUUGAAAAACUCUACAAGGGCUCAAAGCCACUCAUUUGCCUUUUUGCUGAGGAUAAAUCUUCUGUAAUUCAGACAAAGAAAACUAAAAAAUACAAAAUAGGUUUGAAAGACAGAAAUCAGUCAGAUGUGUCUGAAGAACUCAGAAGUGCUAUAAAUGAUUUUCUCUCAGUCUCUUCAGAAUCAACUUCCAUUUUCAGACUUGAAGAUGUGUCCAAACACUCAGAUAUCAGAGUAGAUGAAGAUGAUGAUGAAGACUGCAGGAGAGGAAAAGAAGCAACACAGCAGAUGAUGAGAUUACUGGAGAAUAAAGAUCUGACACAAAUCAAAGAAACAUUUCUGCCCUGUCAGGGAAAACUGUGGCAUCAGUGGUGUCAGACGAAUAAGGAACUACAUCGACCUCAAGGGAGUGAACUAGAAAUGGAAAUAAGUAGAAAACAAGCAGAACUGAUGGAUGUCCGUAAACAGCAGCAUCAAUGUGUCCUAAGUGAAUUCAUGAAGUGCUUUAUUAAUGAAAUGAAUGAAAAAUAUGCUCCAAAUAAGAAAAACAAAUUCCUAAAAUGGCUUGGGAUGCUCAUGGAUGAACACACCUCAACUGAACUUUCUGAUCUACAUCACAAAUAUGAUGAUAAGUGGUCAACAGUCUUACACCUGAAAGAGAAAAAUAAGUCUGAGCAACUCAAAACCGAACAAAGAGAACAACUUAAAAAUGAUCAAACAGAACUUGAGAGAAUAUCUGAGGAACUUCAGGCUGCAACCUUUGGUGUGGAGCACAUCCUGAGAGAGAUCGGUCAAAUCUAUGAAUCAUGUUCAUCUGUGAAGAAGAACAAGGAAGGUCUUCAGUUUCACUUCUCUUCUCUCCCGAGUCUUGCAGCAGAGAUGAUGAUCUCUGGAUUUCCUCUGGAGCUGAUGGAUGGAGAUGCUGCUCAUGUUCCUGUGAUCUGGAUCUCUGCUGUUCUAGAUGAACUCAUCAGGAAACUGGGAGAUCAGAGAGUGUUUGUGCUGUCAGUUUUAGGGGUUCAGAGCUCUGGGAAAUCCACCAUGUUGAAUGCCAUGUUUGGACUGCAGUUUGCCGUCAGUGCUGGCAGGUGCACCAGAGGAGCUUUCAUGCAGCUGGUCAGAGUGUCAGAGGAGAUGAAAGCACAGCUGAAGUUUGACUAUAUUCUGGUGGUUGAUACUGAGGGACUUCGUGCUCUAGAACUGGCUGGAAGAUCAACGAGACAUCAUGACAAUGAACUGGCCACAUUUGUUGUGGGUCUUGGGCAACUGACAUUGAUUAACAUCUUUGGAGAAAACCCAUCUGAGAUGCAGGACACUCUUCAGAUUGUUGUUCAGGCCUUCCUGAGGAUGAAGAAGGUCAGUCUGAAUCCCAGCUGCAUGUUUGUGCAUCAGAAUGUUUCAGACAUCACUGCUGGAGAGAAAAACAUGGAGGGAAGGAGACGACUGCUGGAGAAACUGGAUGAAAUGACAAAACUUGCUGCUAUAGAUGAAGUCUGUGAUGCAGAAAGUUUCACUGAUGUCAUUGAAUUUGAUGUUCAGAAUGAUGUGAAGUAUUUUGCACAACUCUGGGAGGGCAGCCCACCCAUGGCACCACCAAACCCAAACUACUGUGAAAAUGUUCAAGAAUUAAAGAAAACAAUUCUCAAUCAUGUUUCAACAUCAGAUGGCAUGAUGCUGAAACACCUGAAAUAUCGUAUUCGAGAUCUCUGGGAGGCUUUACUGAAUGAACGAUUUGUGUUCAGCUUCAGAAAUUCUCUGGAGAUUUCAACAUACAGGAAACUGGAGACAGAAUACAGCAAGUGGACCUGGAGUCUUCGCAGUACCAUGCUGGAAACUGAGAACAAACUACACAACAACAUAGAAAAUGAAACAAUUCAUGAGAUUAAUGAAGCACAUCUUCAAAGAGAACUGAAAGAGAAAAGUGAAGAAGUGAAAAAAUCAAUGUCAGAUUUCUUUGAGAAAGACAAAGAUAAAGAAAUACUGAUUCAGUGGAAAACUUCAUUUGAGAUGAAAAUCAAAGAGCUUCAAGAAAACAUUGUGAGAGAAACAAAAAGAAAAUUAAAUGAUAUUUUUCGGCAGUAAGACCUGAAGAAAGAGAUUGAUGAUCAGAGAAUACAUCAUGAAAACACUCUCUUUGAAAAGAGCAAAACACUCACCUUAAAACUCAAAGACAAAGCAAAUGAUGAAGAAACCCUGAAGAAAGAGUUUGAUUUGUUUUGGGAAGAGUGUGUGAAGAAGAUCAUCAGAGACACUCCUACAAUCAAAGACAUUGACAUAUUAACAGAUGUGCAAAUACUCCUCAGUGACAUCAAUGAAAGUGCUCCUGUAGGUCACUGGAGGGAGAGCAGGGAUAUUUUCUCUGUGCCGAGUUAUUCAGGUUAUGUACAGUUAAAGAAAUCCAGAGGAUUUAUCAAAAAAGCCAUCAAAACAAUAAAAGAGACAUUGUUCAAUUCUCUAUCUCAGGAAGAUGAAACCCAAAUAAGAAUGUUAGUCAAUGACAUUGCUCAGCAGAGUGACAAAAGAAUCAUGUCAUUUAACAUUUCAAAGAUGGGCUACAACAAAAGCUACAUUCAGAAACUCACAGACUAUAUAAAGGCAAGACUCACUGAACAUCAGGAAGGACCAGUGAAAUAUGUGUUCAAGAAGGAAUUCUUCAUGGAUUUGGUGAUUUCCAUCUGUAAAACAGCAAACAAGACAUUCACUGACCAACACAGACUGUUCAGAGAAGCCAAUGAUCCUGUUCUCUACAUGGAGAGGAAGAGAGGAGAGUACUUCAGUGUUUUCCAGAAAUAUUGUAAAGGAGCAACAUCAGCUGCUGUUUUUGGUGAAAUCAUCUGUCAGAAACUGAAAGAGCCCAUUGAACAGAGUGUCUAUAAAAACACUGCCAGAGAUUUAGCAGAUGAAAUGAGAACAAACUGUGAAUCACUGAAUGGAAACAGAUCUAAACUGGAGAAACACAUCCUGAAGACACUGGCAGAAGAGGAGAACUUUAACAAAUACAUGAACUACAUUCAUAAUCCCAGAGAUCACUUCAAGAGAUUCAUCAGAGAUGAAGUCAGUCAGUACAUCACUGAUAAGUUCAGUGUCAGUGUUCGGCCCAACAUGAUGAAGAACAUCAAACUCCUGCAGCAGAAGAUCAUGAAAGCAGCUCAUGAACCUACUGAACAUGUUCAAGUGAACAGUGGAGAUGUUGAUUUGUGGUUGAAGUGUUUCACACAGAAGCUCUCAGAUGUGCUGAUAUUCUCUGUAAAAGACCUCAGUGGAGUGAGUCGUGACGAUGUUGAUGUCAAACUCCUUGAAGACGUGAUUAGAAAAGAUCUUCCUUCAAUAAUGUCUGAGAUAAGUGACAAAUUCAUCACAAAUGCUUUUCCGGUGAAGCUGGACUGUAAGGACAGACCAGAUAAGAUUCUGAUUGAUCACUUCUGUCAGUGCUGUUGGGUUCAGUGUCCUUUCUGUAAUGCCACAUGCACCAACACAAUACCAGACCAUUCUGAAGAUCACAGUGUUCCUUUCCAUCGUAAUGUUGGACUGAAUGGGAUGAGUUACAAGAAUACUACAAACUUGUCUAUUAGCUUUUGCACAUCAGCAGUAGCAAGUAAUAGAUCUUUUUAUCCAAAAGGAUCAGAAGAUAAGGGAGUACUCUGGAAAGAUUAUAAAACAGCUGGUCCUGAAUAUGCUAACUGGAGCAUCACUCCUGACCUCUCUGAGCUGCCAUACUGGAAGUGGUUUGUGUGCAGAUUCCAGAAAGAUCUGGAAGAGCACUACAAGAAAACCUUCCAGGGGAGUGGUGAGAUUCCAGAAGAAUGGCGGGAUCACUCAAAGCAGAAAGCAUUUGAGAGUUUGAACGAAUAUUUUUAAAAAAAGAAGUGCCUUAUUUACAGAAUACAAUAAACGUUCUGGUAUUGUACCAGGCCGCUGUGGGGCGCUGAGCAUGGGAAAAAAAUUAUUUAUUGCAUUUAAUUAAAUAACCACUUGCUUGAUCUGCAAAAAUAGGUGUUGUGUUAGAAUUAGAAAAUCUUAGAAUUAAAAUGUUAUAGUGAAUACAUCUGUUCUGAUUAAUUCUUAUAUACUGCUUUUUGUUUGUUUUGGUUUAUUACUUCAUGUUAUCUAUAUACUAAAUAUCUACAGUAUAUACUGGCAGAAAUAGUUAAGAGUUGUAUGCCACUAUAUUUAGCCUUUUUUCCUGUUUGCUAUUUAGGUGUAAAAUCGUCAGGGUGUAAGUGGUUAAACAUUUGAUUUAACAAAAACUGUAAACAUGUUCAUCUUAAAGCAUGCACAUUAAGCAACUGUGAUAAAACUUUUUAAAUGUACCAAGAUUAAAAUUUAUGAAUAUGUGUGUCCUUUUAUAGUUUCUUUGAUUGCUAGAACACAGAAUGUGUUCCAACAUGUAUCAUUUUUAACAACCUUGAUUUGAAGUGUUUUUAUGAUACAAUUGAAUUAAAUAUUGGAAGAGUCUGUUGUGAUAGCUGUGAAGUGUGAAUCCUCUUUGUGUUGGGGACAAGCUCCAGUCACAACUUAACCUUCCUGCAUUUUGAGGUUGUUGCUGGAUACUGGAUGAUUGCCAGUUUUAUGAGCUUUUAUUGCCUUCACAUUUUGUAAAUAAA